This is a messenger RNA of Python bivittatus (Burmese python), 1504 nucleotides long. RefSeq names its product JNK1/MAPK8 associated membrane protein (gene JKAMP). Gene Ontology annotation, biological process: response to unfolded protein; ERAD pathway. Gene Ontology annotation, molecular function: ubiquitin protein ligase binding. Gene Ontology annotation, cellular component: membrane. NCBI's taxonomy places the organism in Eukaryota, Metazoa, Chordata, Lepidosauria, Squamata, Pythonidae. The record is from RefSeq and is a predicted model, not a curated record.
UUUGGCUCCCCCACCCACUUAAGGGCAAGCAGACAAUCGAAUCAGCGAGGGAUUGCGGCACCUGAGUCGAGAGCUGAUUGGCUGGAUAUUUGAGUGCUGUCAAAAUCCCGAGUUUUUGUCGCCCUUCCGUGGCAGCCGGACUGGAACAAGAUGGCUGUAGAUAUUCAGCCAGACUGCCUUGGACUUUACUGUGGAAGAACAGUGGAAAUUAUAAAUGGAACUGAAAUUCAUGGUGAUUGUGGGGUAUGUCCCAGAGGACAAAGAAGUGAUGCCUAUAAAAUCUGCCGGGAAUGUAUGGGGUCUCCAGAACACUAUGAUUGGCUUUAUCUUGGCUUUAUGGCAAUGCUACCUCUCAUUCUGCAUUGGUUCUUCAUUGAAUGGUAUUCAGGGAAAAAGAGCUCCAGUGCUCUUUUCCAGCACAUCACUGCUUUAAUUGAGUGCAGUGUGGCAGCAAUUGUUACCCUCCUUGUAAGUGACCCCAUGGGCUCUCUGCACAUCCGUUCGUGCAAAGUGAUGAUGCUUUCUGACUGGUAUACAAUGCUUUACAAUCCAAGUCCUGAUUACGUCACCACAAUUCACUGUACCCAUGAAGCUGUCUAUCCUCUCUACACCAUUGUAUUCAUAUACUAUGCCUUCUGUUUAGUGUUGAUGAUGAUGCUUCGUCCUCUGCUGGUAAAGAAGAUUGCUUGUGGGCUGGGAAAGUCAGAUAGAUUUAAGAGCAUUUAUGCAGCUCUUUACUUCUUCCCAAUUCUGACUGUGCUUCAGGCCGUUGGAGGUGGCUUGCUCUAUUAUGCUUUCCCAUAUAUCAUCAUAGUGUUAUCUCUUGUUACCCUGGUGGUAUAUCUAUCAGCUUCUGAAGUAGAAACUUUCAAAGAUCUGCUUGUCAGGAAGAAAAGGCUUAUUGUUCUGUUUAGCCAUUGGCUGCUGCAUGCCUACGGAAUUAUCUCCAUUUCGAAGCUGAGCAACGUUUAUCAGGACUUGCCUUUGUUGGCCUUGGUGCCUGCACCAGCUCUUUUUUAUUUGCUAACUGCAAAAUACACUGAGCCUUCCCGGAUAUUAUCUGAGGGCGCAAAUGGACGUUAAUUAUAACUAAUAACAGUCUGGGUAAGUAGCAUAUUCCAAAAGAGUGUCAGUCUUCUUGGAUCCAGCUGUCCUGACCUUAGUUGUUAGUUUGCUAUGGAUCAUCUUUCAAGUCAAGUUUUUCUUCUUUUGAGGAUCAAAACGUCACCUCUGUACCAACUAGAAGGCAAAUUUUCUAAACAAUACUCAGCAUGUGUAAUGCCUUAAGACUCUUUCAUUGGCUGCAGAAGCCAAGGACCCCAUUGAUUUUAGCUGUUAAGUCUCUAGGCUUGUUCUGUAUACAUGUUUUAUAUUUGGCUGUUAUGUGUGAAUAAUUUGUACAGCAUCUUUGAAAACAGUGUUAUUUAUUGAUUUCAUAGUGCAGUAUUUUCUCACAUCUUCGAAUCUGUAUUCAUAGAAGAAUAAAAGUUUCAGUAUUCUAGCU